Messenger RNA from Brienomyrus brachyistius, 2065 nucleotides. RefSeq names its product zinc finger protein 414 (gene znf414). NCBI's taxonomy places the organism in Eukaryota, Metazoa, Chordata, Actinopteri, Osteoglossiformes, Mormyridae. The record is from RefSeq and is a predicted model, not a curated record.
GCGGCUGGGUGAAGGGGCGCCGUCUCUCAUCCCCUCCGCUCCUCUCGCGAUACCAAACGGCCAAGCAGAGGAAAGCAGUCUGACUGCGGCACGGCUGCGCUUUCUUUCGUUUUUUUAGUUUUACUUUUGUCUUGCACUCGUUUUAUUCUCUGCCCACACAUGCAUUGGCGAAUACCGAUCCUGGCUUAAAGUCUCUGUUAUAAACAUUUUAUGUCUGAACUCGAGAGGCUGCUCUCCUUCACCUCAUCCUACCUGGCGGCUGACAGUCAUGAGCCAGAGAUGUCCGCCGGGGUAGCUGAGCAUGACCCAUCGGCGGCGAUACCAGCGCCCGCCUCAGCCAUGGAAGGAAGCGUUUUGCCGUGUUCCUUCUACGGCUGCAAGCGGACAUUUACCGACUUGCAGAAACUGACCAGCCACACGGAGAGUCACCAAAUCCCAACAGAGUCUCUUCCAGGAAAAGCAUUCCAGUGCUCGUCGGUGGGCUGCAGCGGCGUUUUCCCCAACAUGCAGCAGCUCAUGGAGCACAUGAGGUGCCACUACAAGCCCAACCACUACUUCCUGUGCGAGAGCUGCAGAGCGAAGCUUCGCUCCUAUCAGGCUCUUCUGAAGCACCUGCACACCUGCGCCAAGGUGGCCAAGAACAAGGUGAUCAAAGCCGAGGAAGGGGCUCUGCCCUCCGCCCCGCUGGACAUGGCCGACAACACGGAAGCCGGCCCCGAUGCCGCGCUGCUGUCUGCGGGGGCCCCCGAGCCUCCUGACGCCAACCAGGGUGGCAUGGAAGACAUGCAGGUGGAUCCGGGACCGCCGGCGACCCCCAGGGACUCCAUGCCUGGUUCUGCUGCGACAGCAGCCCCGCUCCUCACGGUCCCCAUUGGCAGUCUGCCCCCGGACGGCCCCCUGGCUCCUGCCCCGGGCGCCUUCCCUCUCCUGGAGCCCCCACCUUUCUCCCAGCAGUCCCUGAUUAUCCCCGGGCAGCCCCAGCAGGACACCACUCCCAUGCCUUUCCCUGGCUACCAGACCCCCAUGCAGUCGUCUCCGCCCCCCAGCUACGGACAGCACCAGCUUCAGCAGCAGCAGCGGCUUCUCCGCACCGCCGGUCCGGCCCCCCCCGGACCCUCGCCCCCCCCGGCUUCCCCGGGAUCCAACGCAGUGUGGAGGAAGAACCAAGGCCAGUCUUUCAGCAGUCGCAUUCUCUGGGAGCACACUAGGGGGCGCUACAGGUGCCUGCAGUGCAGCCACUCCACCCCAACCCGCCAGGAGAUGACCGCCCACAUCGAGGGCCACCACAAGGGGCCCUCCGGCCGCCUGCAGGGCGAUGUGGACUUCAGAGUGGUCCCACCAUUCCAGCCCAAAAGUUCAUCAGAUGGGGAGCCUUCUGUCUAUACUCAGCUCUGACAGUAUGAUCUCACUGCUGGGGUGUGUGUGUGUGUGUGUGUGUGUGUGUGUGUGUGUGUGUGUGUGUGUGUGUGUGUGUGUGUGUGUGUGUUAGAGAGAGAGAGAGAGAGAGAGAGUGCCCUAAUACUCUCCCUGACCUACCUUCUGCUGUGCUGCAGUCCAAUCAGCAUUUAACUCUUCAGUUUCAGCAAGUAAAAGCUGCUCGGAACCGAACUCUGUCUCCAUUACAUGUUUUGUAGGAUGUUUUUUUUUUUUUUUUUUUUUUUUAAGUACGGACUGUAAACAGAGCAUGACCUGUCUGGACUGUUUAGGAAGUGUCUGUUUUUUUUUUUUUGAGUUUUGCCCACUGGUGUCUUAAGCCUGCCUAGUCACAUGACUGUAGCCAAUCUAGGGCCAUCGAUUGUUUGUUUUUAAUAAUAAUUCGGCUCUUAGUGAAACUAACAUCAGUGUAGAUGGCAGAUCCAUGCAGUAAUGCCCUUCGUUUUCUUACCAAAAAUAUGUUUUGGUUUUUUUUUUGUUGCUAUUCAAUGUACUUGCUUAGAGUCGCAUACAGUGUGGCAUAUACAGGCAUAUUUGUAUUACCUGAGAUGUCUUUUGUACAAUUUGUGGUUUUGGAAAUUAAAUUUAGGAGUAUGCAAAUGAGAAAAUAAAUGCAGACAAUAAAUGAGAA